AUGGGCCCGUCAGGCGUCGGGAAAAGCACGUUCAUCAACAACUACCUAGGCCGCGACGCCGCCCGAGUCACGCACGACUAUAGCACCUGCACGCGAACCGUCACCGCCUUCCCCGACUCCAUCCCCGACGACUGGCUUCCCUCUCCGAAGAAACGACUAGUCCUAGUCGACACACCCGGGUUCUUUGGUGGAGACGGAAGCGACCUCGACGCUCUCCAACGGAUAUCCAACUGGUUGAGACCUAAGAACAUAGGGGAUGGUUACGACAGGCCCGAACGCCACCUCACAGGCAUAAUCUACCUCCACGACAUGACCCAAAAACGCAUGGUGCGCGAAACCCAAAUGUCCUUCGACCUCUUCCAAAAGAUCUGCGGGCCCGACUCCUGCCCCAAGACCUUCCUCGUCAAAACCCAAUGGCCCCGGCCACCAGACGCACAAUCCCUCAUCCGCUCCAUCGACCUCGACAACACGUUCUUCAAACAAAUGACAGAAGCCGGCGCGAGGAGCCUCGACCUCCGCGACGACGUCACCGAAAGGGAUGUGGUGAAGAGUGUGUUUGAGAAAGACGUGGCGAAUAGUAUUAUUUUGCAUUUGCAGAGGGAGUUGCGGGAGGGUAAGACGAUUCCUGCGACGGAUGCGGGGAAGGAGUUGAGGAGGUGUUUGAUGGAGUUGUUGAUGUAUAGCGAUCCGAGUUCGCAGAGGGAGCAGGUUGCGGUGAUUAAGAAGACGAUUAAGCAGUUGAGCGCGGAUCCGUCGAUGAGGAGUAGGAUUAAGACGUGGGUUCGACAGAGGUUCUGA
Molecule: messenger RNA, 798 nt
Organism: Coprinopsis cinerea okayama7#130
Lineage: Eukaryota; Fungi; Basidiomycota; Agaricomycetes; Agaricales; Psathyrellaceae
Exons: 4
Coding region: 1-798 (265 amino acids)
Molecular function (GO): GTP binding
Source: RefSeq, a predicted model, not a curated record